Messenger RNA from Amphibalanus amphitrite, 3907 nucleotides. RefSeq lists its product as uncharacterized. The record is from RefSeq and is a predicted model, not a curated record. Bases 393 to 1445 code for a protein of 350 amino acids. The transcript is spliced from 2 exons. Lineage: Eukaryota; Metazoa; Arthropoda; Thecostraca; Balanomorpha; Balanidae.
GAUAUUUUUCGCAAGGAAAAAUUCACACACUCAUUUUUUGAAAUACAAAUAGGAAACGAUAUUUAUGCAAAAGAAAGGCUUAUCAAAGAAAGUUUGUUUUAUUUAUGCAAAUUUGUUAUAUUAGUGACGUCAUCAAGAUUCCUUACCCUUUUCUGGCGAGUCUCUUUAGAACUUGCUUGAAACGUGCACAAACAACACACACAGCCAACACUCACGCACUUUGCACGGACUCACGACGGGAAAGGCCGUGCUGCGGGACGUGGUGUCGGGCAAGAUACCUAUAAGAAACCAUUUUGAUACCUAUAAGGAUAUAGAUACCUAUAAGGUGUUGGCGGCAGGGUAUAUAGAACAGUUGGCGGAGAGAUCUCCAUAUACCGUGGCGGAGAGUCUCGAUGUUAUUUUUGCAGUUUUUCUAUUCUAGGCCUGAAGAGAUGGGUUGGCACUUGAAGAAGUGUUCUGCACAGCUGGUGCUGCACCUCAUCAUUGGAAUCUGCUUGGUGCUGGUCCAUAUCUUCCAAUCAUGUGUGCUCAACUACUACAUUAUCUCACAGGCCAAAGACUCUCUCAAGGCCUACUUUUGGUUUGCAGCAGACUUUGUCAUCCUUUUUCUGUUCAUUGGCUCCCUGGCGAUCGCGCACCGGUACCUGCACUAUAAGCGCCGCGACCGCGCCGGCCAGUUCCCGUACUCACCAAAACGGCUGAUCCCGCACUACCCGCGGUCCAAGCUGGGCAUCCUGCCGCUGAGCUACGUGUCGUGGGUCGUGUACGCCACGGUGGUGGUGGCCAAAGUGGUGGUGAUCUUCACCUCGGAGAUCCCCAACACGCUGCAGCCGACCGACCGGUGGGGGCCGCAGCUGCUCAAGAUCGCCAUCGCCUCGUCGGGCGCCGUGUUCAUGCUGCUCGUGGAGGGCCACCACGACGCCGAGCCGACCUCUGCGCGCAACACCUACAUCCGCCUGCUGUGCGGCUCCACCGCCUACGAGAUCAUGGACUCGGUGCAGUUCCUCAGCCUGCUGAUCCUCUCCGACAGCCACAUCGUGAUGACCUUCACCCUGGAGAACACGGUGCUGGCGCUCUCCGCCGUCAACUUCAUACUGCCGACGCUGACGCUGUACAAGCUGAGCCUCACGGACUUUGGCCUAGAAACCGGAUCGCCAUUCGUCAUGCUAGUCUACAAGCUGCUGCACCUGUUCCUCAUCAACGGUUCCUACAUGGUGAUCCGCAUCAAGCUCUGGGUGUCCCUCGGCGGCGACAUCUCGCUGUUCCUCAUGAAGAACAUCCUGGGCAUCUGCACAACACUCUACUCGCUGUACCCGAAUCUGGUCCAGCUGUACGAGACGUGCCGGCCGCCGCCGCCGCAGAAGCCCGACGAUCUCGAGCUGGAUGAUGUUCAGAGCGAGGCUCUGCGCCGUCCGGCCGCGGACGGCGAGCCGGCGCCGCUCUGAGCCCGGCCGGCGCCGGACCGACGCGGCGCCCCGGCCGGUCCGGCAGACGGAGUGCCGUGGUCAGCGCGCGGAGUGUGAGUCGCACGCGCCGCUGGGACCCGGAGACCGGCAGGGUGGAGAGGGCGUGACAAACUGGAGUGGAACAUCGGAGAGGAGGCUCGGUAAAUCAAGUAGUCUCUGGCAGAGUCCGUGUGGAGUUCUACGGGCAGUGGAAUGUGAACUGAGGAUGUGCUCUUUUACGGCACACAGCUGCCAAGGUGAUGGACGCUGUGUGGGCUGCUCACCAAACGUGGUCAUAUUACAACACUGGCCGAAAUGAGACUGUCACAAAGCGCAUGGAAAACAUUAGGAGAAAUGUUCUAGGUGGAAAUCAGCUUUGCCGCUGCGAGAUGUCUUGCCCUUUGUGAGCUGUGCUUGGACUGAUACCCGCCCUGGCUUGGCCCCACCUCGGCACAACCGUGGCGGGCUGGUCUAGUCUGCAGAAUUCAGACGCUGGUCUGAGUGGACUGAAACGGCAUGCCGGUGCCCAUUGCGAGCGAUGCGCCCAGCGACCAGGCCAGUUCUUCGGCUGGGCGAGUAGUGAAUAUGGGCGUUGUGUGAACUAGUGGGUAGUUAGUUGGUAAGGCGGCGUCCGACGUCGUGUAAGAGGAUGGGUAGCACAGGGUUCUGCGCGCUGGUGCUCGGCUGCCACGCUCGUUGUUACGGAGUUAGACCUUGUACCGGCCGAACUCGUACCUACGUAGGUAGUUUCUGUUAGUCACUCACCGUCUCUGUCGCACACGAUUGUUGCGAAACUCGAGCGGGCCUGGCGGGCUACGCCGUGAUUCACCGCAGUUGUGGAUAGCAGAUUCUGUAAGUCAGUCACCUGAUCUCUUAUGGGCACAGUAUGCAUAAUGAGCCAGUCUCACCUGAGAACAUGCCACAACUCACAACAAACUACUAUUUUAGGGUUUCUGUAAAGUUUUGUCUGCUGUCUGGUCCUGGGCCAAUAUUGGAGAGCUUUUCGAAGGUCACUGUUUCAGACCGUUGCCAUUCACCUCUGCGGCUUAGCUGAGGCUCAGCCCUGCUCACAGUUCGCGUCUUUUGCCUGGGCUUUCAUAUGCAUACUACAAAAUGUGAUGACGCUUAUGAACCGUUUUACGUGGACACUACAGCCGUGAAGGCGUUAGUUUGCUCUGGCUCUUUGGCGGCAAAGGUCGUCCUAGGCUAGGACGCGUCCAAACGGUGUGUUAGUUCCAUUUCAAGUUCCGUGAUUGGCAUGGUUUCAAACCGCUGUAGUAUAGUUCAGGUUUUAUGGCAUUUGUGUGAAUGAUUAGGGGACAUUUACAUACCUCUGUAUUACUGUGAAUGUUGCACUCUUCAAUCACACCGACUUUGUUGUGAAACUUCAAAUUGCGUAUUUUCGGCGUGAACCGCUUCGCGUAUUGUUUCUGGAUUGCCUGUCUAGACGGAGAUUUAAUUACUCACUACUCAGCACAUAUUGCUUACACUGUGCCUAUUUUCUUUCACCAUUUCUGGUGUCUGAUUUUAAAAUUUGGAGCAAUUAUUAUGCUGUCUACCGUUUCCGUCUGUGUAAUUAUUCAAGUUUGUCUUCAGUCUUAUAUCGGUCGGCGUCGCCUGUUUGUCACGUGUUAUCUGUUACUCAUCUGUAGUGAAGUGUGAUGUAUAGAUAACUGGUCGCGCAUUAGCUUCAGAAACAAGGGACGGCGGUUAGCUUCAGUAGGUUAGCAGGGUAUGUGCGGGAUGCGCUCGCCGUUUCCAUGUAACGGUGCUACGUCAAGUGUGAGCGUUUUGGUAGACGGUCCUCUCCUCUAGUCUUUUUUGGCUUUCUGAUGUCGAAUCUCUUGGCUACAUGUUUUCCCUUAUUGAUAUUUUGGUGUGAUAUUUGUGCUAUGUGGUCUUUAUUGGUAUGCAUUCAUCUAUUCCUUCCGUUGUAUAUCAGGAUUGUUGCAUUGAUUUGAAGUCUGUUUGUCCAAUGUGGCGUGAGGCGCUAGUGAGUCAUAUUCUACGGUGGCUCAUGUCUUUGUCGUUUUUACUUCGGUUAGUUCUGAUUCAUGCCCUAAAAUGGAUUCGUUUUUAUCGAUAUCAUAAAAAGACCAUUAGGUGUUGUGCGCACUGAGUCAGGACCUGGCUUUCAUUUUACCCUCGGCUCACCAAAGACGGCCUGCGAGCCGUAUCGCCGAUGUGUUUGGUGGCUGCGAUGUUGGCCGGCGUCCGUCGCCACCGCUAACCAAUGUGUGUUCGUGCGUAACGCGUCACCGCGCCAUUCACCCGGCAGUUGUGUCCGACACCAUCUGGUGUGUGCUCGAUGUUGGAUCCACCGGUCGGCUGUUGCGCUGUCUGGCUACAUCCAGCUCAGACACCACGGUCCAUGUCGUGAUAUGUAUUAUUCAGACGCCGAUUACGGCGCGUUCGCGGCGGAUCGUUUCAAAACAUCACAGAAUACAUGUGACCCGACCACA